Messenger RNA from Aspergillus homomorphus CBS 101889, 1034 nucleotides. RefSeq lists its product as uncharacterized. Lineage: Eukaryota; Fungi; Ascomycota; Eurotiomycetes; Eurotiales; Aspergillaceae. The transcript has a single exon. Bases 130 to 933 code for a protein of 267 amino acids. The record is from RefSeq and is a predicted model, not a curated record.
AACACUCAAAUCCACCUCAAAAUCACCGCCGGAGAAACUCAGCACGAGAAGUGUGCGUCUGUUUUUCGUUCCCUUGUUCUGCUUUGGUCGUUUGAGCGUAUCCUUUCCAUAUCGCAUUGUUGGCCAACGAUGGAGUCCUGGCAACGCAAUACUCGAAUGAUGCAUCAGAUCGGGGAAUUCCUUGAUCUUGACCCCGACAAAUCCGACAUGGUGGCCGACUUUAUUGCCCUGAUUGAAGCGCUCCGGGAAGGGCUCACCCAUAUCGACGAUGGCUUUCACAUACCAGACUCCCAGAUCAACGUACUGUUUCUCACAAAACUCAAGGAGUGUGCUGGUUGGAGUGACUGGGCCACAACAAUGCUGCGAGAUAGCCGCCUAAGCGCCUCCAAUCCUGAGGAUCGGAUGUCAUUUCGAGAGCUGGCAGACCUGGCCAUGGAGCAGGAAAGGAUACGGCAAACGCCAGGGAAAGGAAGAAGAAGAGGAAACACGACUUCGGAGAGGGACUUCGCGUUUCCACAGAAGACUCCGAUACAUCCUGAUACUCUUACGCAGGAUGACAUAAAUGCCUUUGUUGUCCAACGGAUGGCCCAUGAUGAUAAGACAGACAAUCGCAGCAAAAGUGUCCGAGGACACAACAAAAGACCAAGUCAGGAAGAAAUAAACGACUAUGUGAUCCAACAGAUGCAGCGUGAGCAGGCGGGGAAGUCUCACCACCACGGGCACCAAGAGCUAGCGUCGCGCAACCAGCCUCAUCGUCGGCCAGCACAGUGCUCUUUCUGCGGUGAUAAACACCAUCAGGUCGCAAAUUGCUGGCGGCGAUGGAGGGUUGCGGUCGAGGCCCCGCAAGGCCAGUUUGUGCCGAAGCGUGUCGAAUACAAGUUUCAGAUACCGGGUCAACCACCUAUGUAUCGCUCCGGCUUCACGCUCUUCUAGAGCUUGAUUACGACGAAAAUCAUGAUUCAAAAUGCUUAUCUUCUUUGAUGGCAAAUAUGUUUGACUAGCGACUGGAAUUCGGGCAUGAGCAUGGCGUUCGG